AUGGAUAUUAACGUACGUGUAUUAUAUGAGAAGAAGAAAAACCGGAUGGAAAUAAAAAAGAGAUACUUGUUAGUUGCACGCACGAGUGGAGCCAAGACCACCCUUCGAUGUGCGAAAUCCAAUAGCCCGUACCAAUUCAAGGAGAGAAAAUAUUCGGGAGUGAAUUAUUUUGCUCAUCGAUGUAUACUGCUGCUGAUUAUACUAUCAACCGCGUCGUUAGUUCAUACUUAUGUACCGGAAAAAUAUCCAAUUGAGGUUUACCACAUGCUGCAAGAGAGAACGCAGUAUGGAUUCGGUAAAGACAAUCGUGUGAGAGGAAGCUGGGGUACAUGGAGCUCUUGGAGCGAGUGCUCGAGGUCUUGUGGUACUGGUGUCCAGUCUCAAGCACGGCAAUGUGUUCUUCGAAAUAGCGUAAGAAAAAGAAGUAUUAUAAGUCAAGUGAAUAGUACUAGUCUAAAGCCGGUGUGCAUCGGUACUUAUAAGCGAUAUCACAUUUGCAAUACUCAGGAUUGUCCUGAAUUUUCAGAAGAUUUUCGUGCCGAACAGUGUGCGAAAUUCAAUGAUCGAGUUUACAAAGGAGAAAAGCAUGCUUGGGUGCCAUUUUUAAAUGCUCCGAAUCCUUGUGCAUUAAAUUGCCGAGCUGUAGGUCAACGGUUUUACGCGACCCUGGAGCCUGAGGUAAUCGAUGGUACACCGUGCGAUGGUCCGAACUUACGAGGAAAGAGUAUGGGACUUGCAGUAGACCGGACAACUGAACAAUGGGUUUGCGUCGCUGGACAAUGCAGGUCAGUGGGAUGCGAUGGAGUUGUUGGUUCCGGUGCUGUCAGGGAUACCUGCGGGGUCUGUGGAGGCCAAGGAAGAGGAUGCAAAUUGUUUGAAGGGAUUUUUAUGGAGCCUAUUCUUCCCAAGGGUCAUCAGCCACGGGGAGAUAGGAACCGGAUGGAAAGUAUAACAGCCACUGGACCACUUAAUGAAUCUCUUAAUUUAGAAAUAUGGUAUCACGAAAUGAAUCCAGGGGUACUCUAUAAAUAUAUGCUACCAGCGCCAGAGAAUUUUAACGAUAAUGCGAUUAUUGCGCCGCCGUUAUACGCCAACGAGAUACCCGAAUCUUAUCCACGAGUUGAAGUAUCCUUGAGACGACCGGAGGUCAAUUUAUCAAGAAAUCAAGUGAGAGAAGAAACACAAAAAGUAAAGAAAGAUGAAGUGAAAUUCUCACCAACGACUGUGAUGGCUGGUGAUGCGCCGAAUAUUAAUGUUAACGUUAGCCAAUCGGAGAUUAAGCCGAAGAAGAAGAAAAGAAAAUUUGCUUGGAAAGUGAUGGGUCUUUCGUCUUGCUCCAAGACCUGCGGCGGAGGGGUUCAGAGUACAAUUAUAAAAUGCCUGAGAGAAGAUAAAGACAACGUGGUACCGGAUCGCAGAUGUAGAAAGUUCGAAAAGCCUCCGGCACCGCCGCCGCUCCAGUGUAAUGAUCGACCGUGUCCCCCGCGAUGGAGAGCAGACGCGUGGUCCAAGUGCUCAACGAGUUGCGGCACGGGAGUGAAAACUCGACGACUUGAGUGCAUUCAGGACUUGAAUUCAAAGAUAACUAUGCGUGUAGCCGCAGGCGCGUGCUCACAGCCACCGGAUUUGAGCACCGUUGGUUCGUGCGAGGGACCCCCGUGUCCGAAUAAUCAGAUCCCGCAAGUUCGACAAAUGGAGACUUUAGACGUGUCAGCGGGUAUCCCGGGCAGGUGGGAAGUCGGUCCCUGGGGUCCAUGCUCUUCAAAGUGCGGCAAAGGUUCCAUGAACAGGACAGUUGUCUGUAUAACUAGCGGAGAGCCUUGUCCAGUGUCAGCUCGGCCAAUUGAUGAGAGAGCCUGCGAGGCAUCAUGUGAAACUCACCCACAGCACGAGUCCAUGUGGCUCUACACCGAGUGGACUUCGAAGUGUCCGGCAGAAUGUGAGCGUGAGAUGGAGACGAGGCGUAUUGCUUGCGGCGGUGCAAACGAAUUAUUUUGCGAUUCCACGAAGAGACCGGCGACAGAGAGGCGGUGCUCGUUCAAUGAAACUAGGAGUUGUGGUGCCCGUUGGUUCACUGGACCGUGGUCUUCGUGUUCCGUGGCCUGUGGAGAAGGUAUUGCCCGUCGAGAGGUGAUUUGCAUUGGCAACUCGUCCGGUGAAUCAAAGAUACUCACCGAAAGUAAUUGCAGCUCAACGAGGCCGCCAGCCGAGCAAAUUUGCCGCAUGCCUCAGUGCCCACCCGAGUGGUUUACGUCCGAUUGGAGCAUGUGUACGGUUUCCUGUGGUGGUGGCACGCAAGAGCGCGUCGUCAGGUGCUUGGACCAAGGCUUGAGUUCAUCUUGCGACACUAUAACAAAGCCCGAGGACCGAAGACCUUGCAACGUUGAACCUUGCAAGGACGUUUCCCUUGUGCAUAAAACUCCAAAAAAAGUACAUCUUGCUAACGAGUGUGUUGAUAAGUAUCCUAACUGCAUGUUGGUAGUUAAAGCUGGUCUCUGCCGCUAUAAGUACUACAAGCACUCUUGUUGUGGCUGUCGCAAUUAG
Cotesia congregata is the source of this 2544-nucleotide messenger RNA. Lineage: Eukaryota; Metazoa; Arthropoda; Insecta; Hymenoptera; Braconidae. The record is from the annotation of a GenBank genome assembly.